Molecule: messenger RNA, 17582 nt
Organism: Agrilus planipennis (emerald ash borer)
Lineage: Eukaryota; Metazoa; Arthropoda; Insecta; Coleoptera; Buprestidae
Gene: Dhc98D
Product: dynein heavy chain 10, axonemal
Exons: 41
Coding region: 153-17582 (5809 amino acids)
Biological process (GO): transmembrane transport; microtubule-based movement
Cellular component (GO): dynein complex; membrane
Molecular function (GO): minus-end-directed microtubule motor activity; dynein light intermediate chain binding; ATP binding
Source: RefSeq, a predicted model, not a curated record
CUGAUAGGAUAUCCUCAAACCUUACACAUUAACAUUUUUAAUCGUAAAUGUUAUUACUGUUUGCUACUGGUGAGUGAUAGUUUUCUGCUAAGAAAUCAUGGUUCUGUUCUUACAAUAACCGCUAUAUGUUGUUAUAUUAAUAAACUAAUAAAAUGUGCAAAGAAGAAUCAAAACAGGGAAGGAAUCCCUUAGAACCUAAUUUUCAGCCACGAUCACGACGAAAAGCUGAAAAAAUACCUCCAGUACCUUUCUUUAAAUUGUUCACAUACGCAUCGGCCGUGGACAAAUUUUUGCUAAUAUUAGGGGUAAUAUGUACUGGGGGUAGUGCCGUAUGUCGCCCCCUUAACAUGUUGGUAUUUGGAAGAUUGACAGGAAAGGUAAUAAAUUAUGCAUCUGAGAUGAUGUACAAAGAUCAAUUAACUGAAGAGGAGAAAGAAAAGUUGCUGAAUACAUUGAUUGAAGCCGUAACGACUUUUGCAAUUUUUAACAGUAUAAUCGGAUUGGCCAUGCUUGUUUUCACUCAUUUAUCGGUUCUUAUAUUUAAUUAUACCGCUCUAAAACAGAUCUACAAAGUGCGAACUCUUUAUUUUAAUAGCGUUCUGAAUCAGGAUAUUUCCUGGCACGAUGUUAAUCAAACGGGAGAUUUUGCAAGUCGUAUGUCAGAGGAUUUGAAUAAGUUUGAAGAUGGAAUUGGAGAAAAGGUGCCCCUUUUUCUACACUCCAUGUUCACCACGGCAGCAUGCAUUACAUUAGCUUUAAUAAGAGGCUGGGAACUUGCCCUAGUGUGCCUGUCUUCUCUUCCACUUACUCUUAUAUCGUUAAGUGCAGUUUCAAAGAUCACCUCAAAAAUAGCUAAAGAGGAGCUUGACGCUUACGGGGCUGCAGGUGCUAUAGCUGAAGAGGUUCUAACAAACAUAAGAACAGUUGUGGCUUUUGGAGGAGAGUCGAAGGAAUUGACUCGUUAUGAGAACCAGCUCGUUUAUGCUCGAAACAAUAACAUCAAACGUUCCUUACUGUCCGGUAUAGGAUUCGGACUGUUAUGGUUUUUCAAUUAUGCCAUUUACGCCUUGGCUUUUUGGUAUGGGAUUAAUCUUAUUCUAAAAGAAAUGAAUUUGCCCGAAAAUGAAAGGAUUUACACUGCUGGCAACAUGGUAACGGUUUUUUUCAGUGUCAUGGAAGGAAGUACAAAUUUCGGAAUAGUCGCGCCUUACAUUGAAACCUUCGGUAUAGCCAAGGCUGCAGCGGCUAAAGUGUUUUCGGUAAUAGAUAAAAAGCCAGUUAUUAAUCAAUCAAAGUUAAACGGAAAGAAAAAGUGGGACGUUAAGGGGAGAAUUGUUUUCAAAGAUGUACAUUUUCACUAUCCAUCUCGACAAAACGUAAAGAUUUUGGAAGGAGUAAAUCUUACCAUAGAACCAGGUCAAACAGUAGCACUGGUUGGGAGUUCCGGGUGUGGAAAAUCAACAUGCAUUCAACUGAUACAAAGAUUUUACGAUCCAGUCAGGGGAACAAUAACAUUAGACGGUACGGAUUUGAAAGACUUCAAUCUGGUGUGGUUACGAAGCAAUUUCGGAGUUGUUGGCCAAGAGCCGGUCCUUUUUGGAACCACAGUAGCUGAGAACAUCCGAAUGGGUAACAGAUCGGCUACGAAAGAUCAAAUAGAAAAAGCUGCGAGAAGGGCAAACGCGCAUGACUUUAUAGUAACGCUUCCACAGGGCUACGACACCCUUGUUACAGGGGCACAGUUAUCAGGAGGUCAAAAGCAAAGAAUUGCCAUAGCUAGGGCCUUGGUCAGGGAACCUGCUAUCUUGUUGUUAGACGAGGCAACAUCAGCACUGGAUACUGACAGUGAGGCUAAGGUUCAAGCAGCUCUUGAUAUAGCGAGUAAGGGUUGUACAACGAUUAUUGUGGCGCAUCGGUUGUCCACUAUAAGAGGUGCUAACAAAAUAAUUGUGUUCUCAAACGGUAAUAUCGUUGAAGAAGGAACAUAUCAAGAACUAAUAGAGAAAAAAGGUCACUUUUAUGAACUCGCUCUCAGCCAAGCUGUUGGGCCCGAUCCUGACUACGAAGACAUAAAUGAAGAUGAACCUCUAAAUAACACCGACGUUCUUGAAGUAACGCACGCAAUGGACGAAAUAGAAGAAGAAUACGACUACGCCGAUCGAUAUUUAUCUUACAAGAAGAAGGCAAAAGCCAGCCCUUCAUCCUUAUGGUCGGUGGUAAGAAUGAACAAGCCAGAAUGGUGGCAAAUAUCACUUGGUUGUUUAACUUCCAUCAUUACCGGAUGUGCGCUUCCGAUUUUUGCUGUUCUUUUUGGCGAUAUUUUGGGUAUUUUGUCAAAUCCCGAUGCCAAUUAUAUUCACUCUCAAACCAAUAGGUACUGCAUAUACUUCGUGAUAAUGGCAUUAGUGACAGGUCCAGCAACAUUCAUGCAGAUUUACAUGUUUGGAAUAGCCGGUGAAAAACUGGUUCUCAGGUUAAGAAAGCAAAUGUUUGGUGCCAUGCUAUAUCAAGAAAUAGGAUGGUACGAUAUUAAAGAGAAUUCUGUUGGCAAUUUAUGCUCAAGAUUAUCCUCAGAAGCGUCGAGCGUGCAAGGGGCGACAGGCCAAAGAAUUGGUACAAUCCUGCAAUCUUUGGCGACCCUGGUUUUAGGAGUGUCAUUGUCCAUGUAUUUUGAGUGGCGAUUAGGUCUUGUCACCCUAGCUUUUGCUCCAUUUGUCUUGGUUGCCACGUUUUUUCAAAAGAGACUUCAGACAUCUAGAGACCAAGGGAACGGUUCACCGUUAGAAAGAUCAACCAAGAUUGCGAUUGAAGCAGUCAGCAAUAUUAGGACAGUUGUUUCAUUGGGAAACGAGAAUUUGUUUUACACGUUGUAUACAACUGAACUAAUGUCGUACUACAAAUUUGCCAAAAGAAGCAUUCACAUUCGGGCGCUUGUUUUAGCGCUAGCUAGAAGUUUAUUAGACUUUGCGUUCUCAACUUGUAUUUAUUAUGGCGGGAUUCUAAUCAGGGACGACAACUUAAACUACUCAAAUGUUUUCAAAGUCGCUCAGUCUCUUAUAUUUGGAACAGUUUCUAUAGCUAACGCUCUCGCUUUUACUCCCAAUUUUCAAAAAGGUUUAACGGCAGCUACAAGGAUAUUUAAUUUACUUUGUCGCGUACCAAAAAUUAGGGACACCUCUGAAAAUCUAUCAGAAAAAUGGGAAAAAGGUGACAUUAACUUCUCGAAAAUACACUUCCGAUAUCCAACACGUCCCAUGGUGAAAGUCCUUAACGGACUAAAUCUUUCCAUUCUGAAUGGUAAGACUGUAGCACUUGUGGGCUCUAGUGGAUGUGGAAAAUCGACCAUAAUCCAAUUGUUAGAAAGAUUUUAUGACCCGGAAAGAGGAUAUGUAUCGAUCGACAAGCAAAACUUGGCCGACAUGAAACUAAGUUCUUUGCGGUCACAUCUUGGCAUAGUAUCGCAAGAACCAAACCUAUUCGAUCGAACAAUUGCGGAAAACAUUGCUUACGGUGCUAAUAGCAGGGAAGUCAGUAAAGAUGAGAUAAUCGAAGCGGCAAAGAAAGCAAACAUACACAAUUUUGUUUCGAGUUUACCUUUGGGAUACGAUACAAGACUGGGUGAAAAGGGGGCGCAGUUGUCAGGGGGUCAGAAACAACGGAUUGCGAUUGCCAGGGCGCUGGUUCGAAAUCCUAAGGUUUUACUCUUGGACGAAGCUACAUCUGCGCUCGAUAACGAAAGUGAAAAGAAAAUAGUUCAACGUAUUGAAAAAGAUUACAAAUUGCACUACUGUUUUGGCGCUCCUGGAGUAGACAUAGAUCCUUCCAUAAAUUAUGUAUAUUUUAUUAAAAUAAACAGAGAAGGCCUACCCAGUUUCGAAUCUCUUGAAGAUGUACUGGCUGAAGCGCCCAACUACAUAUUGUGCGGUUCUGCCACCGGCAAUGUACUACACAAUUUAGGACUGCUAAUUGAACAGAACUUUUUACCUCUGAUAACAAAGCGUUUUAGAGAAGGUCAACAGUUCGAGGUUGAUAAAGACAAUGUAAUGGAGCAGUUUAGCGAUUUUAAAACACCGUCGGCUUACCGAAGAAUAUCGCUUGCCGUGAAGAAACAUUUGCAAAAAAAACAGGCUGAAAAAGAAGAGGAAGGGGAGGAGAAUAAUUUAUCGACGGAAUUGACGAGAAAAUCUCGUGAAAUUCUGGACAAGGAGGAAAAUAAAUCUAUGGAAGAGACGUCUUCAUUUAUUGCUUCAAAUACGCAGGAAACUUUAUUGAAAGAAACAACGAAUUUACUAGAAACAAUCAAAUGGUGUGACGCACACAUGAAAGACGAUGCUUGGUUGCCAAUGGGAAAUGUCCAGGAAAUUUUCUACUAUACCGACGAAGAGAUCCUGAACGAUCCAAAAUUGAUACAAGAGCUAGAGGAGAUUGUCAUGGGGUGGGAAAGACAUAUUAUUAAAGUUACCGAAAUGUAUGCAAACAGGGAACCGUUAGGAUUUGGUCCAACAGCAGAAUACGAAGACUGGCAGGAAAAACAAAAUGCAUACAGUAGCAUAACUGAUCAGUUGAAAGGUCGGGAAACAUUACGCACAAUUAAUAUUUUACAAGCGGCGGAAUCUCCAUUCAUAAGUGCGUUUGAAACGUACACAAUCGAUUUACGAAAGGUGUUGGUACAAGCAAGAGACAACGCUAAAUUUUUGACCACCGUUUUGAGAUAUUUUAAAGCCAUUGACUCUGUCUCGGAUUACGCAGUAUUGACAAAAAUGAUACCGGAUCUUAUGGACGGUUUACGUUUAAUUUGGAUCCUGUCGAGCUACUACGGCAGAGACGAGACCAUGAUCGCGCUCAUGGAAAAGAUAGCAUGGGCGCUCCGAGAGAGGGUGAUAGCUCAUUUGGAUCUUGACACCCUUUUCAGAAAUCCUGUGAACGAGGUACUCGAGGAAACGCAGAAAGCGAUGGAAAUGUUAGAAACGUGGAAAUCGGCCUAUAUGACAACAAGAGAAAAGAUCGAAAUUUCCGGAAAAGGGCAGAGAUGGGAAUUUGAUAAAUCGGUAUUGUUCGAAAAAACUGAUCAUGUAGCUGCCAUAUGUCGAGAUUUACACGAAAUAGCAGUGGUUCUCAGCCACUUCACAAACAUUUUCGGACCGGAAUUAAAGGCAGUUGUGAGCGAUCCUCAAAGAAUUAACGAAAUUCGAAAACGUCUUGAGGUGUUGGUGGCACCAGUAGAAGGUCUGGAUUUUGACGUUUUCAAAGUAAGCAACAAGGAAAACUGGGAUCUCAUAAUGGUGGCAUUUCAAAAGGAAAAGCAUCUAUUCGAAAAUAAAGCCUUACAAAUGAUCGAUCAGAGUUUUAAAAUAUUAAGAUCUGCUGAUUCAGCUCUGGACAUGCUGGCCAAAGUUAUAAAACUAGAUACAAGACCUGUAAUCAAAGAAAGACUGGCCGAAAAGUUCGAUAGCAUUGUCGAUCAAUUUUCGAAAGAAAUCAUGGAAAUUGAAGAUAUAUUUCAGAGGUUCAAACGGAAGCCUCCCAUUUCCCGAAAUCAGCCGCCAAUUUGCGGAUCUAUAUACUGGAGCAGGCUUUUAUUUUAUAAACUGAAGAAGACCGUGCUAAAACUGCAAACCGUCGAAGAAUUAAAGACGUCGUCGCUGAAGUUUGACGCUUUUCAAAGCUACGCGACAUUGGGGAAGAAAAUGCGAGCCUUCGAAAAAUCGAAAUUCGAACAAUGGCUAAGUACUGCAUUAAAAAUUAUUCAAGAAUCCCUCGAAAUGAAAAUAAUCAAACUCGCACAUAUAAAAAAGAAACUCAUCAAGAUACCAGCAGAGGACGAGUCAGAGGUUGGUUCGAUAAAAGGAAAACGUAGCGGUUCCCCUAUGGGUAAAAAAGCAUCCUUUAUAGAGAGGUGUAUGAAUCAAAAAAACGUGACGUGGUUCGAUUUAAUUGGUAACCAAGUGUUAUCCGAAAAUAAUUGCAAGUUCGUGAUCAAUUUCAACAAGCAAAUAUACACUUAUCUAACCACUACCGAAAGGAUUGAAUUUCUGGGAUUCAAUUUACCGGACGUUAUCAAAAAGGCUGCCUUACAGACUGAUGAAAUUAGCGCGAAUGAGGAACAAGUUGAAACAAUGCUUUCCGAAUAUAACAGUAUCAUUAGCGUACUUACUGUUCCUCAGUUAAAUCUUCUCAGAGAAUGUCUAAAAGACGUAGAGUUACAUAUUCAGCCGGGCCUAACGAUACUUAACUGGAAAUCUCUUUCUAUCCGAGAAUAUGUGAACACAUGCCGAACGAAAAUUGGAGACCUGAAGGCUCUCUACACGGAGGUGCAGCAUAUGGAGAGCUACGUGUUCACCAGGAUUAACGCCAUACCCGACUACGACCUAUUCUAUUUUGUACCGGUCGAAGAAGAACCAACGCGGCUGUUUUGCAAAGACUUUUUUCAUCAGUUGAACGAGAAACGAACGGAAACAAUUUACGAACUGAACAAACAAUACGAAAGCAUAACCCCGUUGCUUUUGAAACUGGAGCACGUGGUUUUGAAAACAACAACCGGUUACUGUCCUCACAUGCUACAGUACUACACCUUUUGGGAAGAGAAAAUUUACGAGAGGCUCAUCCAGAUGAUACUCCUAAAUCCAGAACGAUUUACGAGGAAAAUGGAAGACGGCGUUGUUAUGUUUCACGUUGACGCAUUGCUCUCUACAACGGAAGUAGUUCUUCAACCCACACCGAUGGAAGUAUACAACAUGAUCAUAAAAAACUUAAACGACCUCGUUUCGAGGUUAAAGUCGUUUCCGAGAUGGAUGAAAGGCACUUGUCUUUUGUGUCCUCAGCAAAAAAUUGAAAACACGAACGAUUUCCUGGUCUAUUCUUUUUACAAUGACAUUGCCAGUUUGCAAGAAGUGACAGAUGUUAUAGAGAAGGCCCAAAUUGCGGCUUACCGUAGACUCCUCGAAAUUAAUAAAUACGUUCUUACGUGGAAACGAUACAAAAAUCUUUGGCUGUAUGACAAAGAAGACAACUGCCAAAAAUUGGUUGAAAAACAUCCUCGCAUAAACCUGUAUGACGAUACCCUGACCUAUUACAAUGACAUUAUCGACGACCUGAUACGUUACCCGGAUCAUAUGGACAUUGGUUGUAUCAGGGUAAAUCUGCGUCCUUUGUUAAAUUCAAUCUGUGAGCAUGCCCAUAUGUGGAAAAUUACCUUGAGCGAAAAAUUAGCUGAAGACAUUAAAAAGUCUAUGCUAGCACUGAAAGAAGUAAUGGACGAACUCAAAGCGAAGGUAAAUGCGAAUAUAAGAGGUUUAGAGCAAUUGAAAAUCGUCAUGAAAGCCAUUAACGAUGUUCUUAAGAUGAACGUUGGAGCAGAGGUGCAAUUUACCAACGCCCAAGAAAUUUACAUAAUGCUAAGGGAUUAUGCUUUGCCAUUUAAUGAAGACGACGAGAUUUUCGCGUAUGAGAUAGCGAAGGAAUGGAGAAUACUCUAUCUGUCUGCACUUUAUAGGAAUCAGACUUUGGAAUCGACCAAAGAAAGAUUUGUCGAAAUUACAAUUGGAGAAGUGAGAGACUUUUGCAAACUUAUCGCAGAAUUUGUUGAAAAAUUUGACACGGAAGGUCCAGGAUGCGUUGGUGACGAUCUUGAACAGGGUUUGAGGUUAAUGGAAGAAUUUGGAAAAAUCUUCCGAGAACUAGAGGUUCGACGAUUAGACCUGGUUAACGCGGAAUUAUUAUUCGAUAUUCCGCUAACCGAUUAUUCGGACUAUUUAAGAGCAUACAACGACUUCGAAAAUUUUGAAUUGGUUUAUAAACUUUACAAAAACCAAAAAUCAGCCCGUGACAUAUGGGGAAGAACGCUUUGGGUUAACUUAAAUCCCCAGGCGCUUACUGAUGGUAUCGAGACUUUCCUGAAAGACUUUAGGAAGUUACCAAAACUUGUCAGAUCGUAUCCCAUAGCCCAAGCACUAGAGCUUAAAAUGAAACAUUUUAAAGGAACUGUGCCUUUGAUGGUGGCCCUCAAAAACGAAGCUUUGAGAGAAAGACAUUGGGAACAGCUUAUGCAAAAGACCGGGAAAUUCUUCGACAUGUCACCAGAUCGAUUUACACUGGAUAAUAUGUUUGCUAUGGAAUUACAUAAGUAUCAAGAGAUCGCAGAACAAAUAAUUAACAAUGCCAUUAAAGAACUUGCUAUAGAAAAGGGCGUUCAAGACAUCGUAGAUACAUGGAAUGUAAUGGCUUUCAAUGUUCUAAAAUAUAUAAAGGGAAACGAAGACAGAGGAUUCGUAUUGGGUCCCGUUGAUGAAAUUGUUCAAGUAUUGGAAGAUAAUUCGAUGAAUCUUCAAAGUAUGGCCGGAUCUCAAUUCGUUGGACCGUUCCUUCCAGUGGUACAGAAAUGGGAAAAGACGCUCUUCCUUAUUGGCGAGGUAAUCGACGAGUGGAUAGGUGUCCAGAGGAAAUGGAUGUAUCUCGAAGGAAUAUUUGUGGGUGGGGACAUUAGAACACAAUUGCCAGAUGAAGCGAAAAAAUUUGAUAACUUUGAUAAAUCAUUUCGAAGAAUUAUGGUCGAAUGUGCGAAGAAUCCGAAUGUCCUUUUAAAUUGUACAGCAUCUGGAAGAUUAGAAGAGUUUCAGGGUUUAAGUUUUGGCCUUGACAGAUGUCAAAAAUCUUUAAACGACUACUUGGACUCGAAGAGAAUGAGAUUUCCUAGAUUUUAUUUUAUCUCAACUGACGAAUUAUUAUCGAUUUUGGGAAGCAGCGAGUACGAAGUAGUCCAGGAGCACAUGAUCAAAAUGUUUGACAACAUCAAAAUGCUAAAGUUCAACUUGGACCAGAACGACAACGUAAUUGCCACGGCGAUGAUUUCCGCGGAAGCUGAAGUGAUGGAUUUUAGAAACGCCGUUCUUAUCGAAGGCCCUGUCGAAGAAUGGAUGAACGACGUCUUGCACGAAAUGCGUCGAUCGAAUCGAUUCAUUACUAAGAAGGCGAUAUACAACUACGGAAAAGUAAGACGUCCUAGAGCAGAAUGGAUGCUGGACUUCCAGGGGAUGAUUUGCUUAGCCGGCAGCCAAGUCUGGUGGACCGCUGAGGUGGAAAACGUUUUCGAAAAAAUUCUGAAAGGACAGCACAGAUCAAUGAAAGAAUAUCUAAACCAACAAAAUAGGCAGCUCGACGAAAUCGUCAUCACUGUACGUGGCGAUCUCACAUCAAACGAUCGAUCCAAGUUUAGAACAAUAGCUAUCGUCGAAGUGCACGCGCGAGACAUCAUAGAAGGCUUCGUUCGAGACAGCGUCACCGACAUACAAGAAUUCGAAUGGGAAAGCCAGCUAAGGUUUUACUGGGUUAACCGAUUGGACAAUCUUUGGGUUAACCAAUGUACCGGAUCAUUCGAAUACGGUUACGAAUACAUGGGUCUAAACGGUCGUCUGGUUAUCACACCUCUUACAGACAGAAUAUACUUGACCAUUACCCAAGCCUUGCUAAUGCACCUUGGUGGUGCCCCGGCCGGACCUGCCGGGACCGGGAAAACUGAAACCACUAAGGAUUUAGCCAAAGCAAUGGCUCUAUUGUGUGUGGUAACUAAUUGUGGAGAAGGGAUGGACUUUAAAGCGAUUGGAACUAAUUUGGCUGGGGUUUGUCAAUGCGGAGCCUGGGCAUGUUACGAUGAAUUUAACAGAAUUGAUAUAUCUGUGCUCUCAGUAAUAUCAACUCAAUUACAGACAAUACGAAGCGCUCUCAUAAAUAAAUUGGAACGGUUUAAUUUUGAAGGACAAGAAAUUGCACUGGAUGCAAAGGUUGGAAUAUUCAUAACGAUGAAUCCUGGAUACGCAGGACGAACCGAGCUUCCGGAAUCGGUUAAAGCACUCUUUAGGCCGGUCGUUUGUAUAGUUCCCGAUAUGGAGCAGAUCUGCAUGAUCUCCCUCUUCUCCGAUGGAUUCCUUGAAGCAAAAGUCCUCGCGAAAAAAAUGACGGUAUUAUACAAAUUGGCAAGAGAGCAAUUGUCAAAACAAUAUCAUUACGACUGGGGUCUUCGAGCACUAAAUGCGGUACUGCGGAUGGCUGGCGUACUCAAAAGAAACGAUCCCGACAAAUCCGAAGCCCUAGUUCUCAUGAGAGCACUGAGGGACAUGAACCAUCCAAAAUUCGUCUUCGACGACGUUCCUCUGUUUCUGGGAUUGAUUCAGGAUCUGUUCCCAAAUCUCGACUGUCCUAGGGUUGGUUAUCCCGAUUUCAAUGCUGCCGUUGAGAAUGUUUUGGAAAAAGAGGGCUACAUUCUACUUCCCAUUCAAAUAGAUAAAGUGGUUCAAAUGUACGAAACGAUGAUGACACGUCACUCUACCAUGAUCGUCGGGCCAACCGGUGGAGGUAAAACGGUUGUGAUUCAGACUCUUGCGAAAGCUCAAACUUUAUUAAACCUGCCGACGAAAAUAACCACCCUGAACCCGAAAGCGUGUUCCGUUAUAGAACUUUAUGGCGUAUUGGAUCCGUUUACGCGCGACUGGACUGAUGGAUUACUAUCGAACAUUUUUAGGGAGAUGAAUAAGCCAACGGAAAGGGCAGAACGUCGAUACGUUUUAUUCGAUGGGGACGUGGAUGCCCUCUGGAUUGAGAAUAUGAACUCCGUAAUGGAUGAUAACAAGCUAUUGACCUUAGCUAACGGUGAACGUAUCAGACUGUUGCAACCUACUUGCGCAUUGCUCUUCGAAGUUGGAGAUUUACAGUAUGCAUCCCCUGCAACAGUUUCUAGAGCCGGUAUGGUAUACGUGGACCCCAAAAACCUUGAAUAUGAGCCUUACUACUUGAAGUGGGUUAAUAAGCGCCAAGAAGGGAAGGAACAAGAAUUGUUUACCAAAUUUUUAGAACAAUACGUAAUACCCAGCAUGCAGUACAUAAUACAAGGGGAAGUCAAGGGCCGACCGGUACCACCCCUUAAAACUGUCAUACCACAAACAGGAUUAAAUCUGGUUACCCAGUUAUGCAAUUUCGUAGAUGCAAUCUUCCCUGUUCCUGAGGUAGAAGAAGGAGGAAAACCCGUACCAGUACAAGUAAUGGAAGACUUCAUGUACGAAAGCAUAUUCAUUCACGCCAUUUACAAUUCGCUGGGUGCACCCCUUUUAGAAAAAGGCAGAGUCGAAUACGACCAAUUCGUGAAAAGCCUUUGUCCAUUUAUGGCGGCUGAAGAUAAAAUCGAAGAACCUGCCGAACUCAGAUACCUCCCUACGGCCUUCCCGACGAUGUACGAUUAUUAUAUGGACUUGGAGAAGUCGGUCUGGUACGCGUGGAAUUGGUUAAUUCCAGAAUAUGAACACGUACGGGAGAAAAGGUUUUCCGAAAUUUUGGUACCAACCAUUGACACCGUUCGUGUCACUUACGCUCUGAAAGUACUUAACAAAAUAAGGAGACCGACGAUUUUAGUGGGAGAAACAGGAACAUCAAAGACGGCAAUUAUUUCCAAUUUUUUAAGGUCACUCGACCCUGACAAAUUUCUCGUAUUAAAUAUCAACUUCUCAUCAAGAACCUCGUCCAUGGACGUCCAGAAAACAUUGGAAUCAUCGGUGGAGAAACGCACCAAGGAAAUCUACGGUCCUCCAAUUGGUAAAAAGUUAAUCUGCUUUAUGGACGAUCUCAACAUGCCCCAGGUAGACGAUUACGGAACACAACAACCGAUAGCACUAUUGAAAUUGCUUUUUGAAAAGGGCGGUUUCUACGAUAGGGGAAAAGAUUUGAAUUGGAAACAAAUGAAAGAUAUACUAUACGUUGCUGCAAUGGGCCCACCAGGUGGUGGUAGAAAUCCCGUAGAUCCCCGAUUUAUGUCCAUGUUCGCGGUUUUCAAUCUCGUGUUUCCGUCCGAUGCGACACUCCAUCAUGUGUACUCGUCUAUACUUAGAGGCCACUUGGAAAACUUUGCAGAAGAGGCACAAAUAGCUGAUGCUCUUGUACAGAUGACACUGAACCUUUACAAUCUCAUGCUCGUAGAACUACCACCGACUCCAAGCAAGUUCCAUUAUAUAUUCAACAUGCGCGAUUUGUCAAGAAUAGUGGCAGGAUUAAUGAAGACAACGCCAAAAUACUUCGAAAUGGCUCAUCAGAUGGUACGUGUUUGGAGAAACGAAUUUUUACGUGUAAUUUGCGAUAGGCUAAUCAAUUCAGACGAUCAAGAACUGAUGCGGAACCAUCUCAUUGAGCAGAUAAACGAAUUCUUCCCGUCAAGAGCACAAAUGAGAAUGGAAGAGGUAAAACCGAUUGAGGAAACAGAUCAGUCCGAAACAAUGCUCCUAGAGGAUGAAAAAAUACCUGACAUGUUGGAAGAACAGGAGGAAGAAGAAGAAGAAGGAAUUAACGUUUUGGAAUACGCGAUGAGAGAUCCCAUACUGUUUGGAGAUUACAGAAAUGCGCUUAAUUUAGAUGAACCGAGAGAUUAUGAAGAUUUACUUGACUAUGAUGCUACGUACUCGCUUUUUCAAGAGAUUCUUGAAGAGUAUAAUGAACGCAAAGAAAAAAUGAAUAUCAUUCUUUUCGAAGAUGCUCUGGAACACCUGACCAGGAUUCACAGAGGAUUAAGAUUAGAGCGUGGACAUAUGAUGGUGGUAGGAGUUGGUGGAUGCGGCAAAGCAAGUUUAACAUUUCUGGCAGCGUUUACAGCCGAUUGCGAAAUAUUUGAAAUUCAACUAUCCAGAGGUUACAACGAGAACGCAUUCAAAGAAGAUCUCAAGAAACUGUUUUUCCAACUGGGCUUGGAUAACAAACCGACUGUGUUUCUUUUUAAGGCAGCCCAAAUAGCAGAAGAAGGUUUUCUGGAAUUUAUAAACAACAUAUUAAUGACGGGAAUGGUCCCAACGUUGUUUUCGGACGAAGAUAAGGACCAGAUUAUUGGUAAUUGCAGAACUGAAGCAUCGAAUGCAGGCUAUGGAAUAAGUAAAGAUGGCGUGUGGCAAUUUUUCUGUACUAGAUGCACAGACAAUCUUCACGUCGUCCUCUCGAUGUCUCCUCAGGGAGAAAUUCUCAGCAAACGAUGUCGCAACUUCCCCGGACUAGUUAACAACACGUGCAUCGAUUGGGUCUUCCCCUGGCCACUGCAAGCUUUACAAGCCGUUGCAUCCGUUUAUCUGAAGGAGAAUCCAAAGCUACCAGCAGAUUUAAGAGAAACGAUAGUUGAACACGUUGUGUACGUCCACACUUCUGUCGGUCAAUUCACGUUAGAUUUCCAAACCAAACUUAGAAGAAAGAAUUACGUCACGCCGAAACAUUAUCUGGAUUUCAUAGCAACAUAUCUUCGACUACUUGAAGAGAAGAACGAAUACAAUUUGGCUCAAUGUGAAAGGUUGAAAGGCGGCUUACGAAAAAUCGACGAAGCCAGCAAGGAUCUAGCUGUUCUCAAUGCUAAAUUGGAAGUACAAAAGAAAAUCGUCAUGCAAGCCACGAACGCCUGUAACGCUAUGCUACUAGAAAUCGAGGCUGGAACUGCUAAAGCUACUCAGAAAAAGGACGUUGCCUCUUUGAAAUCCGUAGAAAUUGAGGAACAGGCUAAAAUAAUAAGUUUGGAACAAGCUGAUGCUGAAGCAGCGCUAGCCGAAGCAAUGCCGGCGUUAGAACUGGCCAGACUAGCACUUUCAGAACUUGAUAAGCAGGACAUCACAGAAAUUCGAUCUUUUGCAACCCCUCCAGAACCGGUGCAAAUUAUUUGCGAAUCAGUUGCCUUAUUAAGAGGAUACAAGGAAGUGAAUUGGAAAGUUGCAAAAGGAAUGAUGUCCGAUCCAAGUUUCUUGCGUCAGUUACUGGAAAUGAAUUGCGACCUGAUCACUAUAGGUCAGCAAAAAGCAACUAAAGAACAUUUAAAGAAGUCGAAAAAGCUGGACGAUAUGGAGAAAAUUAGUAAAGCUGGUUUCGGCCUGUAUAAGUUUGUACAAGCAGUAUUAGGGUACUGCCUUGUUUUUCGCGAGGUAAAACCGAAAAAGGACAGGGUAGAGGCUUUGCAAAAGGAAUACGAUGCGGCCAAAAAGAGUCUCGAUAAACUCUAUAACGAAAUCGCCAAAUUAGAAGCUGAUCUAGCAAUCUUAAAUGAAAAAUUCGAAAUUGCCAUGAAAAGAAAGCAAGAACUGCAAGAAGAAACGGACAUUAUGAUGAGAAGACUGAUUGCUGCAGAGAAACUGAUGACGGGUCUUUCAUCAGAGUUUAAAAGAUGGACGGCAGACUUGGCAAAUCUUCAUGUGGAAAGAGCAAAACUGGUCGGUAACUGUUUAUUAUCAUCUGCGUUUCUUAGUUACGCCGGUCCAUUCAGUUACGAAUUUCGUAAAGAAAUGAUUUAUUACGACUGGCAAAACGACAUCAUCAACAGGGAAAUUCCCAUAACUCAGCCUUACAGAAUCGAAGUAAACUUGACGAACGACGUGGAAAUUAGCAAAUGGAACUCAGAGAACUUACCUCCAGACGAAUUAUCCAUACAAAACGGCAUCUUGACUCUACGAGGUUCUCGAUUUCCCGUCUGCAUCGAUCCUCAGCAGCAAGCCCUGAACUGGAUAAAAAAGAAAGAAGAAAAGACCAACCUGAAAGUUCUCAGCUUUACCGAUCCGGAUUUCCUAAAGUUCCUGGACAUGGCCAUCAAAUAUGGAACGCCCAUUCUCUUUCAAGACAUCGACGACUAUGUCGAUCCGGUCAUCAACAACGUCUUGGAAAGAAACAUCAAAAACAUAAGCGGAAGAGUGUUUGUAAUACUCGGCGACAAGGAAGUAGACUAUGAUCCCAAUUUUCGAAUGUAUCUCACGACAAAAUUAUCAAAUCCUGCCUUCAGUCCCGCUGUCUAUGCGAACGGUCUUGUAAUCAAUUACACUGUUACACUGACUGGCUUGGAAGAUCAGCUUUUGGGGGUCGUGGUAAGAAACGAGCGUCGCGAUUUAGAAGAACAAAGAGAAACGUUAAUCGCAGAAACUAGCGAAAACAAAAAUCUUUUGCAACAAAUAGAAGACGCACUACUGAGAGAGCUGUCCACGUGUCAAGGGAACAUGUUAGACAACGUUGAACUCGUGGAUACGUUAGAAAACACAAAAACAAAAGCAGCUGAGGUGACGUCCAAGCUCGAACUUGCCCAGCAAACCGGCAAAGACAUUGAAAAGUUAAGAGACGGCUACCGAUUGGUUGCGAGACGAGGUGCAAUACUAUUUUUCGUCCUAUCGGACAUGGCAGGUGUCAAUGCCAUGUACCAGUUCGCCCUUGGGCCCUACUUAGAAGUAUUUGCCUAUUCAUUGCGCAAGGCCCUUCCACACACUGUUUUGGCCAAAAGACUCCUGAACAUCAUUAACUGUCUCACCAAGAACGUUUACGACUUUGGCUGCACGGGAAUCUUUGAACGACACAAGCUACUGUAUUCCUUCCAAAUGACUGUCAAAUUGGAAUUAGCAAAGGAAAAAAUCCUUCAAAGUGAAGUAGACUUCUUUAUAAAAGGGAACGUAAGUCUCGAAAAGUCAGGAAUACCAUGCCCCGCUGAAUUUAUAUCGCCUCAGGGAUGGGAAGACAUAGUUAAACUUUCUACAGAUUUCCCGGAACCUUUUGAAAAACUGACAAGUGAUAUAACGAAGCACGUAAGUGAUUGGCGACAAUGGUACGAUUUGGACUCACCAGAAUCCACCCAAUUUCCCGACGAGUACACGGAAAAGUGUAAUCCUUUCAAUGUUCUUAUGCUGAUACGAUGCUUCCGUAUUGACCGAGUCUACAGAGCAGUCAGUAACUACAUCACUGAGACCAUGGGCGAAGAAUACAUAAUGCCUCCAGUGAUCAGUUUGGACAAUAUAUUUGAUCAAAGCAGCGCUCACACACCCGUAGUUUUCAUCUUAAGUCCCGGAUCGGAUCCUACAGCUGAACUAAUGAAAUUGGCAGACAGGUGCGGAAUGGGUGGAGGAAAAUUCCGAUAUCUUUCGCUUGGUCAGGGCCAAGAACCGGCUGCUAUCGCUUUGCUGGAGACGGCAGUCGCUAGGGGACAAUGGCUCAUGUACCAAAAUUGUCACUUGCUGAUAUCAUUCAUAAGACUACUGGAAAAACAGUUGGAAAAAGUUUCUAAACCACAUCCAGAUUUUCGUUUGUGGCUAACGACAGAUCCAGUUGGAAAUUUUCCAAUUGGGAUUUUACAGAGAUCUUUGAAAGUGGUAACAGAACCUCCGAACGGACUGAAACUUAAUCUUCGUAACACUUAUUUCAAAAUGCGUCCUCAAACGUUAGAGGCGUGUUCGCAUCCUGCCUUCAAAUCCUUGGUUUACGUGUUGGCAUUUUUCCACGCGGUCGUCCAGGAACGAAGAAAAUACGACAAAAUCGGUUGGAAUAUAAGCUACGACUUUAACGAAUCAGACUUUAAUGUGUGUGUCCAAAUACUGGACACCUACCUGACAAAAGCGCAAGCACUCAAAGACACUCGAAUACCAUGGGGAAGUCUAAAAUACCUUAUCGGAGAGGUCAUGUAUGGAGGAAGAGUUAUUGACGAUUUCGACAGGAGAAUUGUCAAAACAUACAUGAACGAGUACAUGGGAGACUUCCUUUUCGACAGUUUUCAACCAUUCCAUUUCUAUAGAGACCGUAAUGUGGAUUACACAAUACCACCAGAUGGUAUUAAAGACAACUAUAUCGAAAUAAUCGACACGUACCCUCUAGCGAACACCCCCGAAGUUUUUGGAUUACAUCCAAACGCAGAAAUUGGUUAUUUUACCCAAGCUGCCAAAGAAAUGUGGAAACUGUUGAUAGAACUUCAACCACAAACUGGUGGUGGUGGUGAAGGAAUUAGCCGAGAAGAGUUUAUUACGAAUAUUGCAUCGGACAUUUUGAAAAAAAUCCCUCCCGAUUACGAAGUUGCAAAAGUUCGAACGUUCUUCCGAUUAAGCAUGACCCCGACCAUUAUAGUAUUGCUUCAAGAGUUAGAAAGAUUCAAUAGACUGAUUAAAUCGAUAAGGACAAGCCUGAAUCUAUUGAAUAAAGCUUUGGCCGGAGAAAUUGGGAUGGACGCCACCCUGGACAAUAUUGCUUAUUCCCUUUUUAACGGUCAGUUGCCGGCACUUUGGAGGAAAUUAGCCCCGGCAACUUGUAAAUCGCUCGGGGGUUGGAUGGAACAUUUUGAAAGACGGCAGAGUCAAUACGCCGAAUGGGCGGCAAAGGGCGAUCCUAUAGCAAUAUGGAUAUCGGGUCUACACAUCCCCGAAACUUAUUUGGCCGCUUUAGUUCAAAUUGCUUGUCGACAAAAUAAUUGGCCUUUGGACAGGUCUACAGUGUACACCAUCGUAACAGAAUUUGUUGCUUCGGAGGAGAUCGAGCUACCUCCUAUGCCAGGUAAUUGUUACGUGGAAGGGUUGUACAUUGAAGGCGCAAGAUGGGAUAUCGAAAACAAUUGCUUACAAAGGUCGAGACCGAAAGUAUUAAUUGAAGCCCUGCCUAUAUUAAAAGUAAUUCCAAUCGAGGUGCAUCGUCUAAGAUUACAGAAAACAUUAAGAACCCCGGUGUAUACAACGUCUUUACGUAGGAAUGCAAUGGGGGUGGGACUGGUGUUCGAAGCUGAUCUCCGAACUCCUGAACAUCUAAGCCAUUGGAUACUUCAAGGAGUAUGUCUUGUUUUAAAUACAGAUUAA